Molecule: messenger RNA, 852 nt
Organism: Oncorhynchus gorbuscha (pink salmon)
Lineage: Eukaryota; Metazoa; Chordata; Actinopteri; Salmoniformes; Salmonidae
Product: immunoglobulin-like and fibronectin type III domain-containing protein 1
Exons: 6
Coding region: 1-852 (283 amino acids)
Molecular function (GO): protein binding
Source: RefSeq, a predicted model, not a curated record
AUGAUUGAGGGUGACCGCGUGAUUGGAAAGUGUUGGAUCGUCCCAGUCGCUGUAAGCAGUGAGCAGCCUGACAAAGGCACAGGAUAUCCUGCGCCGGUUCUACGCACUGUAUCACCAGUGCGCCUUCACAGCCCAGUGCGUCCUGUGCCAGCGCCCAACACUUGCCGGGCUAAAGUGAGCAUCCGUUGUGCCAGCUCAAUGCUCCAGACCUCCAGUGCGCCUCCACAGUCCAAAGUCACGUGGCUGAAGGAUGAUGUUCCUGUGCUGAAGCGGGUCAGUAUCUCCAACUCUGAAUCGUCAUCUCCGCUAGUGAUCACUUCAUCUGAGUGCUCUGAUUCAGGGAUCUACACCAUAGGGGUCAAAAACCUAGUGGACCAGGAAACCUUCAGCGUGGAGGUUAGGGUUACAGAUGAUCCCAAGCCCCCAGGACCAGUAGAACUUGAGGAGAACGUCCCAGGCACUAUGACAGUGAUCUGGGAACCAUCACCUGAUGAGAUGUGUGACGAUCACCUCCACUACUCUGUGUCUAAACGAGACUCCAUCAAAGGCUCAUGGAGCACAGUGGCCCGACAGGCUCUUCAACAACAAGUUCACCACUUCCUUGUCUAUGCUAAGAAGGACACGGGCAUGUCUGCCCCAUCUGAGUCGUCCACCUGGGGAAGAACAUUUGUGGUGAACAUGCCAGCCUACAAGACCUGUGAUUUGCAGACUGCUCAAUCGUUCCUUCUGCCACUGAGACAGCACACAGCUCCCAAAGUCUGCGGGACCCCCAAAGACUCGGGCGAGUACACCAUCCAAAUAGAAAGUGCCCAGGGGAGGGCCGAGUGCUCCACCAAACUCAGUCGGAGAUGA